Messenger RNA from Onychostoma macrolepis, 5900 nucleotides. RefSeq names its product rhomboid 5 homolog 1a (Drosophila) (gene rhbdf1a). Gene Ontology annotation, cellular component: endoplasmic reticulum membrane. Bases 2457 to 5138 code for a protein of 893 amino acids. The transcript has 19 exons. Gene Ontology annotation, molecular function: serine-type endopeptidase activity. Gene Ontology annotation, biological process: regulation of protein secretion; regulation of epidermal growth factor receptor signaling pathway. The record is from RefSeq and is a predicted model, not a curated record. Lineage: Eukaryota; Metazoa; Chordata; Actinopteri; Cypriniformes; Cyprinidae.
GCUGUGUACGUUAGGUUAAUAUAUGCCGGUGAGUCGUGAGAUCAAAUCGAUGCAUCUGUUAUAAUAACGCAUCGUACAGUUUUAAAGGUUUCUGACGGUAUCAUUGCAAUAUGGUGUAUUUCAGCUGUGAAUGAUUUUAAGGGUGUGUAAUGCUUAAAUACUUUAAGUUGACGUUAGCGGAGUGUUUUUUAGUCACGAGACGUUGGCAUGUCGCGGAGGCGCGCGUGCUGUUCCGUGUUUACGACUUCUGCCGACGUUACAUAUAGGCUAUGCGGUCCGGUUCACUUGAUAUAUGCUUCAUCCCUGUAUCCAGUUAUAUUACUAACCUCUUGCUGUUUUUGCAGGUCUGAUAGGACUGUCAGACGCUGCAUUUGUUGUCAGAGGGCCAAUGGUUCGGAUCCGAAUAUCCAUAUAGAGCGUUAAUAGAGUUUGUGUGUUUUCUAUGCAUACUUCAGUAAUAGUAAUUCACUUAUUUCCUACACUGUCCUCGGUGAUGUGGUGACGUCGGUUCAACGGUUACCGAUGCCCCGCCUCCUCCGGUGAUUGAUUACCUGUGUUUCAGAUAUGCGCUGUGUUCAAAAACCCCAAAGACUUCCAGUCUGCUCUAAACACAUAUCUCGUGUGUGUGCUUUUUCAUGUGGGAUUCUUAUAAAGCCGUAGUCAUAGCCUACUUUGAGCGCAAAUAACAAAUAAUAACUGAAUAAAAAGCUGCUGCUCCGUUAAUUACUAAAAAGCUAAAAAGCUCCGUUAAUUGCUAUAUUUUUUAUUUAUUUAUUUUUUGCUGUAAAGAUGGUUAAAGGCUUAAUUUCGCUUAUCUCCAGAAUACAAACCUUGAUUUAAAGGGAUAGUUCACCCAAAAAUGAAAAUGCUGUCAUUAAUUACUCACCCUCAUGUCGUUUCAAACCCAUAAGACCUUAGUUCUUCUUCAGAACCCAAAUAAAGAUAUUUUUGAUGCAAUCUGAGAGCUUUCUGGCCCUUCAUAGACAGCAAUGCAACUUUAAUGCUCCUAGGUUCAGAAAUGUCGCGAUGACAUCUGUAAAAUAUGUGACAUCAGGGGUUCAACCAUAAUUUUACGAAGCUACGAGAAUAUUUUGUGUGCAAAGAAAACAAAAAUAACAACUUUAUUCAACAAUUUUUCGGAAGCAAGAGGAUGUGUCAUGAUACUGUCUCCAUAAUGGCGGCGCAUUGCAGGAGACUGGAUGAGGAGGAGAAGAGUUGAAUAAAGUCGAUAUUUUUGUUUUCUUUGCGCAAAAAAAUAUUUUCGUAGCUUGGUAAAAUUUUCUGUUUCUGGACCUGGGAACAUUACAGUUGUAGGCUAUUUGAAGCACAAACGUAUAUAGUAUGAACGGCACAAUUUAAAAGUCACGUUUGUUAAGAAAUGUGAUUGUCAAUUCCAAACACUGAAUGUGUGAAUGUAGCUAAACUGACUACACAGGUUUCAUUUGUGCCAAAAAAAAAAAAAAAAAUUGAAUGCUUUAGUUUGUUUAUUACAUUUGUCUAGAAGUGCAUGUCAGUUUGCAUACUCAUGCACCGUUAAGCCAUUUUGUAGUAUAAAUACUGUGAGUAGUGUCUUCACACUAAAAAUUCCAGAAAGAAAAGUCAUAAUAUUUGGAAACAGCCUUUAAUAAACAACAGAAUGAGAUGACAUGAAGGACAACAGGACAAGACGACAUAAGCAAAGAAGACACAUCAACAUACUAAUUUGUCUUAACAAGUAGGCCUAUGCAGUGACUGUAGACAUGGACAAAUGUAUAGUACAAAGCAGUCGUUUCUGGCACAAAUGGAACAUCACAGAAUCUGGCUUUUCAUAAACUUGUUUCACACAGGCUUUCACGGCACCAUAAUGUCAUAUGUAAUGAUCUAAACCAGUUUCAGAGGAGCCGUUGACACAGCUAAGUGAAUAUUUAAUGACUGCAGUAUAAACUGAGAUGCAUCUCUAUGCCAUACUUCCUGUGACAGCAGCGUUUUUCAGGUUUUAAAACACAGCCUGCAUGUUAGCCUUUUAGGGGGCGUGUGUCGCUUCAGGCCAGGCUUAUGUGUUUUGAAGAGGCAUUUACUGGCCUGCAUCUAAAUCAGUAUCCCUGUGAAACAUAAUCGGAGAUGUUUUGCCUGCAUAUACACAAGAGGCAGUUAAGAAUACAGGCAAUUAUUUUAUUUGGAGAGUGAGAACUUCUGUUCUAAAGUUUGUGCUGAAUGCAGUUGCACGAGGCGUCCCUGGCUCGUCGCCGCGUCCCGCAAUGCUUUCGAAACAUUAUCUCAUUCAGGGGAUCAUCAUUCAUGGUGAUGUAACAAGCCCGAUUAAGCAGGGCCUUGAUCGACUGUCGUCAUUAUGUGUCACAGGUGCACUCCAACUGGGCUCUAGGUCGGCACAGUAGAGGAAGGGACAACGGGAGGAUAGUGCUGGUCUAGGUUGAUGCCGCAGGUGGCUCUGGCAGGUCUAGGGAGAGGCAGGCAGCAUGGCUGAACCCAGACGCGACAGCACCAGCAGCCUGCAGCGCAAGAAGCCGCCAUGGCUAAAACUGGACAUUCCCACCGCUCAGGUGUCCGUGGACGAAGCUCCAGCUUUUGUUCAGCCCAUGAAGAGGCAUGGUUUCCAUCGCAGCGUCAGUAUGCCUGUGGAAACCUCUCACCUCCCCUCUCCUCCACGUGACCUCUUUGACCCCCGGCGAGCUGCUUUCCAGCGUCAGUCUUCAAUCACACAAACCAUCAAGAGCAGCAGGAGGGUGCACUUUGAGAGGAUUAACACUGUGCCCAUUAAGGGUCACCGUGCGGGGCGGCAUGGUUUCAGACGGCAUCAGUCCCUCUCCAGAACCCUGCUCAGGGGCACGGCGGACUGGUUCGGGGUCAGUAAGGACGGCGACGCCACGCACAAAUGGCAGAGGAAGAGCCUGCGCCACUGCAGCCUGCGCUACGGCAAGCUGAAACCUCAGGUGAUCCGUGAGAUGGAGCUGCCCAGCCAGGACAACAUCUCCCUGACCAGCACAGAAACCCCUCCGCCUCUAUAUGUGCCCUCAUCUCAGCAUGGCAUGCAGAAGAUUGUGGACCCACUGGCACGAGGGCGUGCGUUUCGCAUGGUGGAGGAGGUAGAUGGCUACAGUGUGCCUCAAACUCCCAUCACCCCCGGCGCGGCGUCCCUAUGCUCCUUCAACAGCUCUCGCUCAGGCCUGAACCGCAUCCCGCGCAGACGCAAGCGCGAGUCCGUGGCCAAGAUGAGCUUCAGAGCGGCAGCAGCUCUGGUCAAGGGUCGCUCGCUGCGUGAGGGCACACUAAGACGAGCUCACAGGCGCAGCUUCACACCUGCUAGCUUUAUUGAGGAAGAUGUUGUGGACUUUCCAGAUGAACUUGAUACAUCGUUCUUCGCCAGGGACGUCCUGAUGCAGGAGGAGAUGUCCACCUUUCACGACGAGGUGUUUGAAUCUCCAUCAGACUCCACCAUGAAGGACGUGGACAGCAAACAGCUGGAUGAGUCGGAGCUAACGGGCAGCGCGCUGGACAAAAGCGAGUUAGAGAGGAGUCACUUAAUGCUGCCUCUAGAGCGUGGCUGGCGGAAGGUUAAAGAGGGAACGCCGGUGCCCCCUAAAGUCCGCCUGAGGCAGGAGGUAGUGAGUGUGAACGGUCAGCGGAGGGGCCAACGGAUAGCCGUGCCAGUCAAGAAGCUCUUCGCAAGAGAAAAAAGACCGUACGGAUUGGGCAUGGUGGGAAAGCUGACCAAUCGAACAUAUCGCAAGCGCAUCGACAGCUACGUGAAACAACAGAUAGAGGACAUGGAUGACCACAGGCCUUUCUUUACAUAUUGGAUAACAUUCGUUCACAUACUCAUCACCAUUUUGGCAGUGUGUAUUUAUGGCAUUGCACCAGUGGGCUUCUCCCAGCAUGAAACCGUCGAUUCUGUCCUAAGAAAUAAAGGCGUUUAUGAAAAUGUCAAAUUUGUGCAGCAAGAGAACUUCUGGAUUGGACCAAGUUCGGAAGCCUUGAUUCAUCUGGGAGCCAAAUUCUCACCUUGUAUGCGGCAGGAUAACCAGGUACACGAACUGAUUAAAAAAAAGCGAGACCUGGAGCGAAAUUCAGCUUGCUGCGUGCGCAACGACCGCUCUGGCUGUCUGCAGAGCUCAGAGGAGGAAUGCUCUAGCACUUUGGCUGUGUGGGUGAAGUGGCCUCAGCAUCCCAGCACUCCUCAGCUGGAGGGGAAGAACCGGGAGCAUGGCUCUGUGUGUCAUCAGGACCCCAGGACGUGUAUAGAGCCGGCCUCAGUAGCUCCUCAUGAGUGGCCUGAUGACAUCACCAAAUGGCCCAUCUGCACCAAAUAUAAUUCUGGGAACCACACCAAUCUGCCUCAUAUAGACUGUACUAUCACCGGCCGGCCCUGUUGCAUCGGCACUAAAGGGAGGUGUGAAAUCACAUCAAGGGAGUACUGUGACUUCAUGAAGGGAUACUUCCAUGAGGAGGCAACCCUCUGCUCCCAAGUGCACUGUAUGGAUGAUGUGUGUGGCCUCCUUCCUUUCCUGAACCCUGAGGUCCCAGAUCAGUUCUACCGCCUCUGGCUCUCACUGUUUCUGCAUGCUGGGAUUCUGCAUUGCCUGGUGUCGGUAAGUUUUCAGAUGACAAUUCUUCGAGACCUAGAGAAGCUGGCUGGGUGGCUACGGAUAUCUAUCAUUUAUAUCCUGAGUGGCAUCACAGGAAACCUGGCUAGUGCCAUCUUCCUCCCCUACAGAGCUGAGGUGGGUCCAGCUGGCUCUCAGUUCGGGAUCCUGGCCUGUCUGUUUGUGGAGCUGAUUCAGAGCUGGCAGAUUCUGGCUCAGCCGUGGAGGGCCUUCACUAAAUUACUGUGUGUGGUGCUCUUUCUGUUCGCCUUCGGCCUGCUGCCCUGGAUCGAUAACUUCGCCCACAUCUGCGGAUUCAUCUCGGGCUUCUUCCUCUCCUUCGCCUUCCUGCCCUACAUCAGCUUCGGCCGCCUGGACAUGUACCGCAAGCGCUGCCAGAUCAUCAUCUUCCUGGUGGUGUUUGUGGGGCUGUUCGCGGGACUCGUGGUGCUCUUCUAUGUGUCUCCCAUUAAGUGUGAGUGGUGCGAACUGCUCACCUGCAUUCCUUUCACCGACAAGUUCUGUGAGAAGUACGACCUCAAUGCGCACCUCCAUUGAGGGAGAGGCGGGGCUUCGGGGAGAGAGGGAUUUGAUUGGUCGUUGAUCUGCAUCUGUCAGUGUUCAUCCAGUUGCACUUCGUCUCGCCCCAAAUGAAGCCCUUUCUGUGAACUUGGACAGUAUGCUUGUGUUGUUGUUGUUUUUUACUCAAGUGUAAGUUGGAUCUCCACUUUGACCAUGAUUUUAGGAAUGAAGAUCGCUUUUUAACGUACCAUAAAGUUUUAUGUAGUCUAUUGAUAAGGGUGUCUGAUAAUCAUACGAAAACAGGGUCACCCUCGCCUGAAAACUUUCUUUACACUACAGUCUCAGAAGGCAGUGUCAUAAUAAAAGCACUGGUACACCAAACGGAGAACACGUCUUCUCCAAUUUGAUUGUUGUACUUUUUUAUGUUUUAGCAUGUCAGGGGUAGGUUUGUCUUUGUUUAGUCGACCUCAGAAUCCAGGGACGAAAAACUCUGUACCUUUGGUGCCUUGAUAAAUGUACCUACUACUGCCAUAUUUUCGUUACACGUUGAGCACUCAAAUGAUAUUCUUUUAUUUGUGUGUUACUUCUAAUGGAGUAAUGGUUGAUUAUGAAAGGGUAGUGUUUUAGCUACCCAAUUUACUCACUUGUUACAGAAUACAGCUAAAACAACCUGCACCUCUGAAGUUUGUCUGUUUUUCUUGUCUACUAGACCCCAAAUUAGCACUAAAUUAUGGAAGCCCAUUUCCACCUCAGAGUAAGAAUAAAUAAAUAAAAAGGUAACUUUCUUGUGAGACGUUA